AUGGGUCACCAGCAGCUGUACUGGAGCGAUCUGAGGAAAUCUGGCCAGGGUUCUCGUUCUUGCCGUGUCUGCUCAAGCCGGCACGGUCUGAUCCGGAAAUAUGGCCUCAUUAUGUGCCGCCAGCGUUUCCGUCAAUAUGCGAAGGAUGUAGGCUUCAUUAAGUUGGAUUAA
Molecule: messenger RNA, 171 nt
Organism: Mirounga angustirostris (Northern elephant seal)
Lineage: Eukaryota; Metazoa; Chordata; Mammalia; Carnivora; Phocidae
Product: small ribosomal subunit protein uS14-like
Exons: 1
Coding region: 1-171 (56 amino acids)
Biological process (GO): translation
Cellular component (GO): ribosome; cytosolic small ribosomal subunit
Molecular function (GO): zinc ion binding; structural constituent of ribosome
Source: RefSeq, a predicted model, not a curated record